CUGUCUGUCUGUCUAUCCGUCCCCGUCCACUGCCUCUGUCCGUCCCGUCCACCCCUCUGUCUGUCUGUCUGUCUAUCCGUCCCCGUCCACUGCCUCUGUCCGUCCGUCCCGUCCACUGCCUCUGUCAGUCUAUCCGUCCCCGUCCACUGCCUCUGUCUGUCCCCGUCCACUGCCUCUGUCUGUCCGUCCCGUCCACUGCCUCUGUCCGUCCCCGUCCACCCCUCUGUCUGUCUGUCUAUCCAUCCCCAUCCACUGCCUCUGUCUGUCUGUCUAUCCAUCCCCGUCCACUGCCUCUGUCUGUCUGUCUGUCUGUCUGUUUAUCCGUCCCAGUCCACUGCCUCUGUCUGUCUAUCCCCAUCCACCCCCUCUGUCUGUCUGUCUGUCUAUCUGUCCCCUGCCUCUGUCUAUCCCCGUCCACAUCUAUCUGUCUAUCUAUCCAUCCCCAGCCACCCCCUCUGUCUGUCUAUCUCUUUAUGCAAAAAAAGCCUAGUCUGGAAGGGGGCUAUUUUUGGCCACACCAUAUUUUUCUGGAUUUUGACCUUUGCCAACUGGUUUUUGGAUGUUGUGACUCUUGGUUCCGGUGUCGUUUGCCAUCUGGCCGGCUCAGCGCCUGCGUGAUUCGGGGCAUGGUGCAAACCUCUGGGAUUGGGGGAGAUGCCGAAGCAAAUGACUGGGUUUGAAUGUUGAGGUUGUGGGGGGCGUAUCUCAAUUUUCUUGGAAGUUGCAAAAAAAAAUUAACUGUGUGUGUGAGAGAGAGCAACUUUUUCUGCACUUUAAAGUUGGCACCGUUUUUUCUGUGGAUUAAAAGAAUUCUGGAUUUCUGCAUUUGCCUAACUUCUGGAAUUUUUGAUGCAUUCAUUAGCAAAAUUUCUCAGCAGAUUCCAUCGCAAGAUAAUGACUUUUUCUAGCUUUGGGUAGACAGUUUGCAACAUUUCUGGAGUUGUGAACAUGCACCGUUUCUGUGGAAGGAGAUUCAGGAUAUAAGGACGUGGUUUUGAUGACGUUUCUGGAUUUUUUUGAGAGUUAAGAUUAUUUUUUUCUUUCAUUGUGGGGAAAAAGAUUUGCAGGGAGUCUGUGAUUUUUCUGGAGAUUUGAACUUGUUAAAAAACUGGCUUUGGGGGACAUUUUGCAACAUUGCUGGAUCUUGGAAUGUGCAAAAAAAGGUGUAUUUUGAGGGAAAUUUCAUGGCAUUCCUGGAUAUCUGAACUUGCUAAAAAAAAAAGGGGAAAUUUUGAGCUCACUGAAAAAUCAUCUUGAUUUGGGGACGUUUGCAAAAACGGCUGUUGACGUUUGCAAGAAUUCUGGAGUUUGGAAUGAGGCCACAUUUCUGGCUCCUUCAGCUCACAAAAAUGGUCUAGAUUUGGGGGAAAGGUCGGAAGAUUUCUACACGGUUGCAAGAUUGUUUUGCAAAAAUUGUCUGGAUUUUUCACUGGCAAGAUUACGCAAAGGUUUGCAAACUUUCCUGGAUUGCCGGGGCUGCAAAACCCCGCUCUUAGCUACUGUGAGCUUUGGGGAGGACCCUCUGGAAAUGCCUGCCCUUUGCUUUCUGGUUGCAACGCAGUCCUGUUCUUGCAAAAUCGGAUUCUGUCCUAACUUGUUGAACCCCCUUGCAUGCCUCGCUCCACGCGCCAUGAAAGCAGCCAGGCCUGUCUGCAUGUGCCUGUGCUCGCUGGAUGUAUUUUGCUGACCAAAGAAGCUGUUUGCAGAGCAGAAAAGACUCCUCGAGUCUCUGGAAAAUGACUGGGAUUCUGCUCUUCUGCGGCUGGACUUUGUGAAAAGAGUCGGGUUCGGAUCCGAGGGGAAACUCAACGGAUUUGCUGAGUUGGCUGGAAACUACAUAGGCCAAAAAUCUUGGGCCUGUUUGGUUGGUUGGUUGGUCUCCAAAGCUCAUGGAAGAAAGAAUGAGGGAACUCUAAGGAACUGGGACACUUUUUAAUGACAAAAGUUUACAAGAAAAUUGUGAUUCUCUCUCUCUCUCUCUCUCUCCAUCCCCAUAUCCCCCCCCCCCCAUCCACAGCAGAAAGAACUAAACAAAUCUGUAAACUCCAACAUCCUUUAAUCUAGGCCUUAAUUUACGCUUCAGCGGAAGCCGGGACUGUGCCUGUUCAUUUCACUCUUUUCUUCAUUAUUCACCCCCUUCCUUUACCAUUUCCCAAGUUCUGUCCCUUGCUUUCUCCUCCCGCCCCCCCUCCCUCCUCUCCUUCCUUCCGCUCUGCCCACACCAGACCCCUCCCCAGAGGAACCAUGUCUGUAAGUAGAUGGAAGCUGGGGUUACAGCCUCCCCGUUUUCACCCUGACCCCGCAAUGGGUUGGCUGGGAAUUUGGAGGGGGUGGGGGGGCUUGUCCCUGCCACCCUGACUGGGAGGAAUGAGCCCUGUACUGGGGGAUACUGGUCUGCCACCGAGCAGCACUGGGAGUACUGGUCCCUCUGUCCCCAGGCCUAGCCAACACUGGGGGUCCCCGGCCUCUCUCCCGGCCGGCCCUGGGGGUCCCCGGCCUCUCUCCCAGCCGGCCCUGGGGAUUCACUGCUCCCUCUGCCCCCAGGCUCAGCUGGCCCGAGCGCUGUUCGACAACGUGGCCGAGUGCCCGGAGGAACUCUCCUUCCGCCGGGGGGACCUGAUGCUGGUGCUGCAGCCCAAGGUGCCUGGCCUGGCCGGCUGGCACCUCUGUUCGCUGCACGGGCAGCAGGGCAUCGUCCCAGCCAACCGCGUCUGCGUCCUGCCCGAGCCGGGGCCCCCCGACCUCUCGCCGGCGCCCCGCAAGGAGAGCGCACCACCUGUCCUCUACAAGCCGCCCCAGGGCCAGAGGAGCAGCAGCGCAGGGCAGAAGGAGGAGCAGCAGGAGGUGUAUGUGGUGCCCCCACCCACCCGGCCAUGCCUGACCCCCUGUGAUGAUAUCUACAAGGUGCCCCGUGCCACCCGGAGAGACAGCGACCCCAGCGAGGUCUACGAUGUCCCCUGCUCCCUCCUGCGGGACGCCCCCCUCUCCGACACCUAUGACACCCCCUCGCCCUUCCCCAAGCAGGCGGCAGAGCUGGACGCUGACCCCUACAAUGUGCCCCCCCCGGCCAAGCCGCCCCCGGUCCAGGAGGAGGAGGAGGAGGAGGGACGGGGGGAAGAAGCAGCCCCCGUCUACGCCGCCCCCUCCAACCUGCGCCGGGCGUCCGCCCUGCUCAACCUGUACGAGUCGCCGGAGGAGCUGCUAGGGGGGGAGUACGACCUGCCGGGGCCCCCCACGCCGGAGGCGGCCCUGGGGGGGCUGAGCCUGGGCGAGGUGGGGGGGGUGGGCAGGCGCCCCCGGCUGCCCUCGGCCGAGAGCCUCUCACGCCGCCCCCUGCCCGCCCUGCCCUCGCCCAGCCCCCGCAAGGGCAGCAUCCAGGACCGGCCCCUGCCCCCACCCCCGCCCCGCCUGGGGGGGCUGGCAGGGGGGCCGGACGAGGGGGCGGGGGAUGGGCACAGCGAGUACGAGGGGAUCCGACUGGCGGAGGAAUACGACUACGUCCACCUCAAGGGGACAGACAGGCUCCAGCCCCCGGCUACAGACUGUGACCCCCCAGAGGAGGCAACCAGCCCCCGACCCCAACCAGAGACCCCUCUUUUGCUGGAGGAGGAGGAGGUGCCGCCCAGCGCCGAGGAUGCCCAGCUGCUGCAGUUCUAUGCGGGCCAGUGCCGGACACACUACGCCACCCUCCUGGCAGCCACGGAGGCCCUGCUGGCCAGCGCCGGGGCCAACCAGCCGCCGGGCGUCUUCGUGCCGCAUGGGCGCUUCGUGCUGGUCACGGCGCACAAGCUGGUCUUCGUGGGCGACACGCUGGCGCGCCAGGCGGCCUCGGCCCCCGUGCGGGCCCGGGUUGGGGCAGCCGCCGGCGCCCUGUGCCAGGCCCUCAAGGGGGCGGUGCUGUCGGUCAAGGGGGCGGCGCUGAGCUACCCCUCCGCCCCUGCCGCCCGCCUGCUCCAGGAGCGCCUGGCCGAGCUCUCCCGGCGGGCGCAGGGCUUCACCAGCCUGCUCAGCACCCUGGCCCCCUCCUGACCCCCAGGACCAUUGACCUCUGGCCCCAAAGGCCCAGUUGUGACGGCAGCCCGAGGCUCUCCCACAGCCAACGGCCCAUUGCAAUCUCUGACCCCUGGCUCGUUCCCCCUAAGCCAAUGACUCCAUGCGCCCUGGCCGUGACCUUUGCCCCUCUGUGACCUGGGAGCCCCCUUACCGCCACUCUUGACCCCACCCGAGGGCUUCCCCUCCUGGCCUGCCCCCCAACCAGAAAGCCCCUUGACCUGUGACCUCUGCCCCAGUCCAGUUCCCGCCCCCAAAGCCCUGACCCUCUUCAUAUGGGGGAAUCUUCGUAUUAUUUAUAUUUCAGGGUCUGGACACAUGGAGGGUGGAUGGGCCUCACCCCCCAACCCCGGGGGCCCCAAAGUUGCUGGGGGGGGGGGGGUCAGGGCAAUGCCAAAGACUUGACUGCGGUUGGGCAGCAGCAGAGGAACCCCCCCCACACACACACACACACCUGGAGACGGGCCGCAUUAGCGGGGGGGGGGGGGGUCAGCCAACACCAGCAUGGAGCAGAGGCUCAUGGGAGAAUGGCCAAGGCAAGAGGGAGCAGAGGAGUCUGGGUAAAGCCCAGCAAACCCGAGCUGCUAAGAACCGAGGAGUCCCCAGCCCCUGGCACCUCCCUUGGCGGCUUUGCUGGUGCCCCUCACGCCCGACCCGCAGCCCCUCCCCAGGGAGCCCGGGGGCCACCUGCUCUCUCAGGAAAGAUUUUUUCUAUGUUUGUAAAUAAUAAAUCAAUGAA
This is a messenger RNA of Mauremys mutica (yellowpond turtle), 4789 nucleotides long. RefSeq names its product embryonal Fyn-associated substrate (gene EFS). Gene Ontology annotation, biological process: cell surface receptor protein tyrosine kinase signaling pathway; cell migration. The record is from RefSeq and is a predicted model, not a curated record. The transcript has 6 exons. Gene Ontology annotation, molecular function: protein binding. The coding region runs from base 2368 to 4029 and encodes 553 amino acids. Gene Ontology annotation, cellular component: focal adhesion; cytoplasm; plasma membrane. Lineage: Eukaryota; Metazoa; Chordata; Testudines; Geoemydidae.